AUGUUCUGUGCGGUCACCUUCGACAUAGAGAAGUCGCAUCCAGAUGUCCUCAGUUCAUCCCCAUACCCGAGCGCCUUCACCGGGGAGAAACCCAAGGGCUUUUACAUCACCAGGCUGGGCCCCCUGUGGGACUACCCUUGCAGCCCCCUGUUCAGGGGGAGGUACUUCCGGGUUGGGGAUGACGGUAACUGCACUCUGGUCAACUGCAACGGGAUUCUACCACCCGGUUCCACCGUCAGGGUGAAAUAUAUCCUCACCGAUCCGAAGACAGCAGGAUUGGUCUUGGAGUCCAAGUGGUCAAACCCCAUCGCUCUCAUAACACCCGUGCCCAACAGCAUCAUCGAUGACGGGCUCAAGGAGCACUCGGCGGAGAUGGUUGUCAUCACCGUCGUGACCUCAUGGUUGAUGGCAGCCCUGCUGCUGCUGCUGGUUGGCCUGCUGAUUGUGGACCGUUCUGGAGUCAUCAGGAGAAAGAACAUCCCUGUGAUGCUGAAGACAUACAAAAACUUUUUUGGGCAAGCCAUCAGUGAAAAUCAUUUGUAAGAGGAAAAAACGUGUAACUAUGAAAAAUCUUUUAUGGGAUUUUAAGGUGAACUUCAUUA
This is a messenger RNA of Scleropages formosus (Asian bonytongue), 602 nucleotides long. RefSeq names its product uroplakin-3a-like. The record is from RefSeq and is a predicted model, not a curated record. The transcript has 5 exons. The coding region runs from base 1 to 543 and encodes 180 amino acids. Lineage: Eukaryota; Metazoa; Chordata; Actinopteri; Osteoglossiformes; Osteoglossidae. Gene Ontology annotation, cellular component: membrane.